This is a messenger RNA of Dentiscutata erythropus, 3606 nucleotides long. The record is from the annotation of a GenBank genome assembly. Lineage: Eukaryota; Fungi; Glomeromycota; Glomeromycetes; Diversisporales; Gigasporaceae.
AUGGAAGCAUCACCAGAGUUUUCUGAACGAUUGGAAGAAUAUUUAAUAUCGAAAGAAAUAAAAAGCUUUAAUUACUCGCAAUUUAAAAAUGUCAAACGUAUUGGUGAGGGAGGUUAUGCAGUCGCUUAUUCGGCAAUUUUUGAAGGACAGAUUUAUGCAUUAAAAAGUCUAAAGACUGAUUUGAAAUUCGAAGAAGAAGAAUUCAAACAAUUUAAGCGUGAGGCUGUCCUCUUUACAAAAACAUCAAAAGCUGGUGCAAAGGGCUUACCAGCAUACGUAGAGCCACAAUGUUACAUUAAUUAUGAAGAAGAAAUAGAAAUAAAUGAACAAUCUGAUAUUUAUAGUUUAGGAGUAUUAUUUUGGGAGCUCACAAGUGGAAUCCCACCUUUUAAUAAUCUUAAGAAGGAUGAUAUUCCUUUCAAAAUUGCACUAAAUGAAAGAGAAAAAAUAAUUGACAAUACACCUUUAGAUUAUUCUAAUCUUUACGUAAAAUGUUGGUCUGCUGAACCGGAUCAACGUCCACCUUUAGACCAAGUUUUAGUUGAACUCAAUAAAUUAUCUACGGAAAUUACAAUAGAGUUUAUUAUAAAUCAAGUUAACAGUCUUACAACUGUUGACAUGGGCAAAGGCGAUCUCACUGAAAUUCAAAUCCGUAUUAAUUUUAGCGAGUAUUUAAAUGAUGAUUGCUUUCAAGUUUUCGGGCAUGUUAUUGAUGACGAUAAUCAAAACUUAGAAGGCGGAGUUGUAAGAUUUGAUCUAUUUAAUUGUGAUGGGUUUUCUGCGUUCAUUAUUCUUAAUCAAGAAACAGCUGAGAAUGUGAAAAGGCUCCAUGUAGCAUGGCUAAUUGUAGGAAAACCUGAAAUAUUGGGAGCUUUUAGUUCACAACAUCUGAAAACAAAUAUCGUUUUGCAUAAAGUACACGUACCAGUUUACUCAAAAACAGACUUAGUUUAUAUUUCUUUGCCAUAUAUAAUGUCCGAGAAUGACAUAGUUUUAUUGGUUUCUUCGUACGAUCCACCACUUAACAAUCUUCCAACACCGAAAAUUAAAAUAAUAAAAUGGGCAGAAUGUGUUCUUCAUUUAAAAAUGACGGGGAUAAACUUAAAUGAAGAAUUUCUCAAACUACCGCAAUUAAGCUUAUAUGUUAUAAUUAAUGUUGCAGUCAAAAUUGAUUGCAAUGAAUCUUUUUCAGAAUGGUUUCAAUUAGACAUGCCACUUAAUGAAAUACGGGAAUACAUAGCAGAAAAAAAAAACUUGGACCCAGAAAAACUUCAAUUUAAAAAAAAUAAGAAUGGUACACCAAUUGAUCAUAAAGAUGAAGAUAAACUAUCAGGAAUCCUUUGUGAAAAUCAUACUAUUUACAUUACAACUGACAAGUCCAAAAUUGCGAUUAAUGUUCAAAUUGAUGAUCGAAUGGAAACACAUUUUUUAGGCAUGAAUGAGAAUCUCACCAGUAUAAGAAAACAUUUUGUAAAAGAAAAAAUAUAUAUAAAUUUUAUUUUUAAAAUGAUGGUCAAUAAGGUUGAUAAUGAAAAAGAAGAAUUCAUUGAUAUUAACCAUAGAGAUGAAAGUGAAAAGACGUUAGCUGAAGUUCAUAAGAAUAAAAUUUUAUAUAUAUCUGCUACCACUAUAGCUGUAAUUAUUUACAUUAUAGACAAAGCCGACGAGAAAAACAAUGAUUACCUAAGAUUUAAAUAUGAACUACCCAAAGAGGCAACACUCGAGAACAUUCGAACUACGCUUGAGAAAAAUAGCAAUGAAGCUCAAAAAAUGAAAUUGAAUUAUUAUUUUUUAGAUAAAGAGGGGCUUCGGAUUGCACGUGAAAGUGAGUCUAAUGGAAAAUUACUCGAAAUUUUAGAUAUUACUGAUGAUAAAGCCAUUUUAAAAAUUAUUAAGACAUCUAGUCCUGAUUGGACUCAACUGAUUGAGGAAUCUACAAGUGGAUUCAUUUUCAAGGAUUACUCAAUUGAAAAAGCCACAAAAGAAGCAUUCAUCAUACACAACAAAGAGAAAGUGGUAUGUGACUCGCGAUUUAAAGUUUAUGAAGAAGAAGUUGAAUAUAGUCAUAAACUGAAUUCAUCGUGCAAAAGUAAUCUCGUUUUUGAUGGAAAUAUCUCAGCUAUUCUACCUUGGCUUAGUUUUUCUUCGGGAAUAUCACUAAAAACUUUAGAUCAAAGGCUUAAGACUGAAUCGAAUUCGGAAAAAUAUUCCCGUAAGAAAGUGCAAAUGGCUGAAAUUAAAAUUUCGAAAGAUGAUAUUCAUCCAACUUCAGAAUUUGAAAAUGAUGUUAAAGAAGCAUUAAUGGGACGCAAUAAAGUAAAAAAACUUCGCGAUGUUACAAAAAAAUAUGGUCUCUUUUACGCACAUCAUGUUGUUUUUGGUGGUAUGGUUGUUAAAUCAAGUGAAAUAAAAAAGACAAAUAACAUAAACGCACAGACGAAUAAUAUAAAUUUAACUAACAGCAUUAACUAUGAAUCAGAAAUCGAAAAUAGAUCAUUAGACAUCAAUUCAGAUGCAAUUAAUCAGGUUAUUGGUGGAAAUAUAGCAGAAUAUUACUACCAAGAUGGUUUGAACAAAUGGAUGGAGUCACUUAAAGAUCAUCAGUUAUGGGAUAUAAUUGGGUAUGAUGAUAUUCAUUUUAUUUUCGAUUUAUUGAGUGAUGAUUUGCAAAAAAAAAUUAAGGAGGCUUUGGGUCAACGAAUUUUAAAAAAAAAUGUUGAGCCUUUCUCCUUUAUAUUAGAUGAAUCCAGAAAACCAGCAAUUUAUAAAUUAUAUAAGAAGUUAGAAGAUAUUCCUAAUAUAUUUGAAUGUCAAAUUUUUACGUCUAUAAUGAACGAGAAAGAUAAAGAUAUAUUUUCUUCUCGCGUCGAUUAUGAGAAUGAAGAUAGCCCUAUAAUCCUUAUUCAUCAUAUUGUAAGCAACGAAAAACGACGAAAACAAAAAAAAUCAAACAAGUAUGAAAUUCUAAUUAGUUGGGUAGUUAUAGGUUAUCCUUCCAACUUUGAUUUUAAUCAAAUAGAAAUUGAUAGUGGCAAAUAUGAUAUAAAGAUUAAUAAAAACAAUCAGUAUAUUGUAGAAGUCCCACUAAUAAACGCCAACAUUCCCGAAACUUGUUAUUUGGGCACGUGUGUAUUAGAAUCACAAAAUGAUAUACUAUAUGAUCCUAAAUCAACAAUUGCAGUCAGUGUCCAUUUUUCUCAGGCAAAAAAUUCAGCAUGUCUAUUCAUCCGUGAUCUUAAUAUUAAAAAAAGCAACUUAGUUACCGACAAAAAUUUCUUAAUAAGGCUAAAAUUAUUUUUUUGUACCAUUGCAAAAUGCGGCAAUACACACAAUAUUGAACUGUAUAACAUUAGCUGGAAAAAUGACAAGUCACAACCAUUGAUCUCUUAUGGAACUGAAAACCAGAAAUGUCUAUCAAACGCUAUUAAACUGACUAGACAACAGAAAACUUCAUUCUUAACGAGUAUAAUUUUUGAAACUUGUCCGUCCGAAUGUAAGUAUCAUGGACUUGUAAAUAUUACUUCCGAUAAAGUAAUGUAUGGAUCGUUAAAUGGUGUGCCACUUGGGAAAAAUUUUAGAUCAAUCAUGUACUUUGGUGUCUUAUAA